Molecule: messenger RNA, 1586 nt
Organism: Zingiber officinale
Lineage: Eukaryota; Viridiplantae; Streptophyta; Magnoliopsida; Zingiberales; Zingiberaceae
Product: MACPF domain-containing protein At4g24290-like
Exons: 6
Coding region: 612-1586 (324 amino acids)
Biological process (GO): regulation of salicylic acid mediated signaling pathway; plant-type hypersensitive response
Cellular component (GO): plasma membrane
Source: RefSeq, a predicted model, not a curated record
UCAAAGUUCAUCCCGGAGUAGCGUUCGCAUCGGUCUCCCUCACAGACGUCACGUUAAAGCGAACACCCGAUUGAACACCUCCACGUUCUUUGACCGAUGGCGACCUAAAAAUUUGUCUACGAGGUCAAAAUUUUUGGUGUGAAAUAGGAAGGAAUUCGUCGGUGCGCUCGACUUGUCGGAAGCAGCGCUACGCAAGACCCACCCACCGGAAAACCACGUACUUGACGCAGUGUUGAGGAGGUGCCAUCGAGCGAAAAGUUUGCUGCUUGUCGACCGGGGGUUUUCAGGGAUCGGAGCUUAAUAUCAGAGAGAUCCGUGGGGAGAAAUUCAGGUAACCUUCGGGUUUCGGCCAAGUGACUAAUUUGGGGGGCAGUGAUUAACUUGAGCUGCGGCCGCACAUACACGGAGAAAUCUCGUUUUUUUAGCGAUCUCAUUGGUAGCUUGAAAUAGAUAUGAAUUUGGUGUUCCGUGUAGGAUUGGCACCUCAUUUGUGAAUUGGGGAGUUCUGCAAGGAGUAUUGGUUUGAAGAAACUGAACUGCGACGAAAUAGACGAUUGGGGAGUUCGCAUUCAGCAAAGACAUUGACUUGAGCUUGUUUGUUAUGAUAUAGAAUGACACCUAAGAGUUUAUUGUUGCGAGUUGAUGAGGCGAUUAAGGCUAUUGGAUUAGGAUAUGACAUAACGUCAGAUAUUCGUUUGAAGCACUGCAAGGACUCAUCAAAUUUAAGUUUGAUUGAGCUUGACGAUACUGAGAUUCACGAUGUCGUUCUUCCUGGUGGCUUGACUAUUUCAGGUGUUCCUAAAUCCAUAAAAUGUGACAAAGGAGAGAGGAUACGAUUCAAGUCAGACGUUCUGUCAUUUCAACAGAUGUCUGAGCAAUUCAACCAGGAACUAUCAUUAUCUGGUAAAAUACCAUCUGGUCUCUUCAACAAUAUGUUUGACUUUACUGGUUGUUGGCAGAAAGAUGCAGCAAAUACAAAAACAUUGGCAUUUGAUGGAUGGUUUAUUACCCUAUAUGCUUUUGCAUUAUCAAAAUCUCAGAUUGUACUUCUUGAUCAUGUUAAGCAUGAAGUUCCAUCAACAUGGGACCCUGCUGCUUUGGCAAGGUUUAUUGAAAGAUUUGGCACUCAUAUUGUAAUUGGUGUUAAGAUGGGAGGAAAGGAUGUAAUCUAUAUUCGACAACAACAUUCAUCCAACCUUCAACAUUUUGAAGUUCAAAAGAUGUUGAAAGAUUUGGCAGAUAUGAGAUUUCAAGAGACUUCAAGAGAAUAUGACAUGUCUUCUAAAGAAACCUAUGGGAAAGUUAAGUUUGAAAUGAGAGAGCAACCACUUAGAUUUUUAAAUAUCGGUCCAUCAAGCGCUAACUACACAAAAGAGGACAUUGUGAUAAUGCCAAAAAGAAGAGGUGGAAAAGAUGCUUGGGAUUUAUCUCAUAUUGAGUGGUUGAACACUGUUCAUUCUGAACCUGAUGUUAUUUCAAUGUCCUUUCUGCCAAUUACUUCCCUUUUGAAUGGGGUUCCUGGAAGUGGUUUCCUAAACCAUGCCAUCAAUCUGUACCUUCGAUGUAAUUUAGCAGCUUGUCUCUAA